Molecule: messenger RNA, 3888 nt
Organism: Leptinotarsa decemlineata (Colorado potato beetle)
Lineage: Eukaryota; Metazoa; Arthropoda; Insecta; Coleoptera; Chrysomelidae
Gene: MFS10
Product: Major Facilitator Superfamily Transporter 10
Biological process (GO): monoatomic anion transport; transmembrane transport
Cellular component (GO): membrane
Molecular function (GO): transmembrane transporter activity
Source: RefSeq, a predicted model, not a curated record
UUACCAAUGGAAAACAAAUUUUUUCAAGGAGAUUGCAAACGGUUCACGUAGAUAGAAAUGAUUGAUCUAGUUAUGUCACAGAUUAAAUAUCUGUGGUUAUGUGGCAUCAUUGGAUUAACUCAAAAAAUAAUAAUAUUGACAUUUCAGUUCUUUCAAUACAUUUCAAAAAGUUGAAAUAUGAUAUGAAGUAACCAUAUCUUUUAUGAGUCAUAUUAUAAAGCCAUUGUUAUUAGAUCUUUUAUUGUAAUUUGAAACACACAAUGAAUACACCACAUGAAAGUAUAAAUAAUGGUGACAGUGAAACAGAAAGUAUUUAUGAAGAUGAAGAUGAAUCAACUAUAAUCCUUCCACCUGAAGUGGAAGACACAACGAAGUUUCUGAAAUCCAGGCACAUUCUAGGAAUUCUUGGUUUUUUAGGUUUUGCUAAUGUAUAUGCCAUGAGAGUAAAUCUAUCUGUAGCGAUUGUGGCUAUGGUUAAUACUACUCAACCUUCCUUUAGCAACAAUACUUUUGACCACUGUCCUAUAAAUAUAACAAAUUCCACUGUUCCAGAAGAUACCUCUGGUGAAUUUAAUUGGGAUGAACAUACUCAAAGUAUAGUCUUGGGGUCGUUUUUUUAUGGAUAUGUAAUAACACAAAUACCAGGGGGUAGGUUAGCAGAGAUAUUUGGAAGUAAACGAGUAUAUGGAAUAGGAGUUCUUGUAACAUCUAUAUUUACACUCUUGACUCCAAUCGCUGCCAGAAUAAAUUUUCCACUUUUCAUUAUCGUGAGGAUUAUUGAAGGAAUGGGUGAAGGUGUCACUUUUCCUUCUAUGCAUGCCAUGUUGGCAAAGUGGAUCCCACCAUUGGAAAGGAGCAAAUUUGCUGCAUAUGUAUAUGCUGGUACUAAUUUUGGCACAAUAGUAUCUCUUCCACUAUCAGGUUGGCUGUGCUCAUUGGAACUGGAUAGAGGAUGGCCUUUGAGUUUUUACCUUUUUGGAAUGUUAGGCAUAAUAUGGUUUGGUUUCUGGAUGUAUUUCAUUUAUGAUUCGCCAUCAACUCACCCAAGAAUUGAUAGACAGGAACUUGCUUAUAUUGUAGCUAGUGUUGGGCCCCAGGAUGAAAAUGAUAAAUCGCCAGUGCCUUGGUGUAGUCUUCUGAAAUGUGUACCUCUCUGGGCAAUUUUAGUUACUCAAUGUGGAGGGUCAUGGGCAUUUUACACCCUACUAACGGAACUUCCAACUUACAUGUCACAAAUUUUACAUUUUGACAUUCAAGCUAACUCUUUACUUUCAGCCAUUCCAUAUCUAACUAGUUGGAUCUGUGGAAUUUUGAUCAGCAUUUUUGCAGAUUGGUUACUAAGCAAAGGAUAUUUGUCACUUUCAACAUCAUACAAAUUGUUCAAUUCCAUAGCUUCUAUCGUUCCUUCGUUGGGUUUAUUAGGAGUAGCUUACGUUGGCUGUGAUAGAGUUGCAGUACAAUUACUAUUAGCUAUACCUGGUGCUUUCGGAGGUGCGUCAUAUGCUGGUUGUCAGAUGAAUCACAUAGCUUUGAGUCCAAAAUAUGCAGGAACGAUGUAUGGCAUAACAAAUGCUGCUGGAAAUAUAUGUGGAUUUUUAGCACCGUAUGUUAUUGGAUUGAUCAUUGAAGGAAGGGAAACUUUGGGACAGUGGAGAAUGGUUUUCUACUUAGCAGCUGGAAUAAAUAUAGGCACAAACUUGUUUUAUAUUGCGUUUGCCAGUGCACGAGAACAGCCUUGGUCAAGAUCUCAACGAACAAGCACAGCUAACUGACAGGUUAUGUAUUUGGCUAUGCUUGUGGAAUCUUAGUGAAUAUGUAAGAUAUGUAGGAUAAUUAUAUGAGUACAAUUUAUUAUUCUGUACCUUGUUUGGCAAGGUUUUUUAAGAAGAAUGUGAUGUUAGAUUUGUAUCAAAGGGGUGCUCUCUAUUAGUACCUCAAUUUGUUUGUCAUUUAUUAAAAUUAAAUUUUUUUAUGACAUUGAUAUAUUACCUCAAAUAAAAAUCAAUUGGUUUUGUAAUAUAUAUAGUGUGACAACGAAACCAUUGUACAAGACGCUAUUCAGUUGUUUGUGAGAAAUCUUGAAUACAAGUAUAGGUCAAUGGAGCCGGUAUUUCAAUUGGUAAGAUAGUUAAAAAUUCCUUCUGUUUUAACCGGAAAUAGAAGAAUUUUCAAUAGUACCUUGUAUAUCUUUUUCAACGAUUUUAUAGAAUAUGAAAUUAUUUGUUAAACCAGCCGUUCUUAACACUUUUCUUUUCAGUCCACGGAUCCCUAGAAAUUCAAGCGCAAUUUCAAGGGCCCACCAAAUAAAAAGCACAGGAAUACAUUUCAGAAAAUUUAUUUUAGUACUGCAAAAAAAUAACGUCUUUAUAAAAAUUAAAAAUACUUUAUUAAUGUAGUUGUAAUCUCAAAUCGGAUUCCAAUUGCAAUCUAUUUCUGUAAUUGUUUUUGAUUAUACAGGAGCAGAGAAUGCUUUUUCAGAGAGGUAUGUGGGUGAGAAAAGCAGUAAAUGUUUCAGUGAUUUUUCUAAAAUUUCCUUAUUAACUUUUUUAAAUUCACAUGAUAUUUCUUUUGAUUGAUUUUCCUGUCGGUGAUAUUUGAAACAUAUGUGUUGAAAGGGUCUACUAUCCAGUUUUUAUUUCUGUCGGGCUCAAGAAAAUAAUCCCGGAAAGAAGACUCCAAACCGUGGAGGUGUUUAAUUAUUUUGUCUUGUACUUGUCCUUACUAUUCCAAAAACACUACCAGUGUAGGUCAAGCUUUUUUAUCAUAGUUUCUAUUUUAUCUUCAACUUGGAAGAUGUUGUUAUCUCUUCCUUUUAAACUUAAGUUCGGCUGGUUAUGGGCAUUGAAGAUAUUAGACAGCGAUUACCAGACUUGCUGGCAUUUAUUUACUUAUAGAUAGAUAUACUCGCGGACCCUCUGGGGUCCGCGGACCAAAGGUGAAGAAACACUGUGUUUAACGAUAUAAUACAAGUGGUCAUUUUUAUCAAAAUUUUGUCAUAGAAGCCCUUAUCUUCAAAUUCAAAAUGGCGCGGGCGGCACUAUGACGCCAUCUAUGGAAAUAUCGCCAAACAACUUGAUGUGAGAAAGAAACGACAAAGUUUGCUUUGUUUUCAAGAAAACAUUGAAGUGUACUUCUUGAACUGAAAAAAAAAUAAUUAUUUUCUGUGCCAUUUCAAAAGUGAAAGUUUCGCUCUAUCUUGUGAGUAUCCACUUUGUGAGUUAAUAAUGAUUUACUUACUUUGUUACUGAUAUAGGAAAACGAUUCAGAUAGGUUAGGUUAGGUACAGUUACAAAAUCACCACCCCCUAUCAAGAUGUUCAAGAUAAAUGAAAUCAAAUUGGUGCAAAAUCUCUACUCUGAAUUUUUCCUUGAAAACUAAACAAAUUUUUUUUUUUUUACUUUAUUUUCCACGAUUUGAAUAAAAAGUAUCACUUAUGACGUAUCACUGAAAAGAGAAUUUUAUAUACUUUCAAAUGGUCUAAAAUAGUAUAUAGGGUUGUAUAUACAAUUCUUGACUUCAAAUAUGUUCUCAAUUGCUUUAUAAUUAGACUUCAGUGAACUAUAUUACCACAUAAAAUAAUUACCACACAAACAACUCAACGACACCAUGUACUAUGAUUUCGUUGCCAGCCAGUAUGUAAGAAAUUUCGAAACCAAAGCUUUGUGUGUAACAGUUUUUUGUAAUCACCAGAAGUUUGACGACUUCAACAUGUAAACCGAUUUUCAAUAGUUGUAAAAAUGGCUGUUACAGGGUUGUUUUUAAAAGCACCAAUUUUCAAAAUUUCAUUUCAACAUACGAGGAUAAGUUGAAGAAUUUAUGACCUGGCAGCAUCAGAAAAAACUCAAAUUCUGUUCAAUUGAAAUUUGCUCAAUGAAAUAUUCAACUUUU